Molecule: messenger RNA, 2226 nt
Organism: Chenopodium quinoa (quinoa)
Lineage: Eukaryota; Viridiplantae; Streptophyta; Magnoliopsida; Caryophyllales; Amaranthaceae
Product: cytochrome P450 CYP72A219-like
Exons: 5
Coding region: 511-2100 (529 amino acids)
Molecular function (GO): iron ion binding; heme binding; oxidoreductase activity, acting on paired donors, with incorporation or reduction of molecular oxygen
Source: RefSeq, a predicted model, not a curated record
UAUGUUAACAACGGAGUAGCUAUAGGCCUAUAAUAUAGAAAUUAUUUUAUACAUACGAGUACAUGGUGCAUUCAAGAGUGUUUUUUGCUAAUUUUGAUGAUUAUUGCUCAUUUUAUCAUCAAAUGAACAAACAAAUAUCCUUAGAUGUACCGUACAUCCGGAUAUAUAAAAUUAUCUUUCGCUAUAGUACGGAUCUCAAGUUGUAGCUAUCUAAUUUUAUUGCUAAAGCUUUGUGGUAAUGAUAUGGAGUAAUAAUUAAUGGUAAUUGGUGGAGUACAUGAUACACAAAUAUUGUUGCGAAUUGGAGGGAAUUUGGUAAACAAAUGGGACUAUCAAUUUGGGACUAAAAAUUGACCAUAAGAGACUUGAUAAGGACAUAGGGAGUAAGAAUUUGCGAUUAAAUCUUGUCUACAUACAUCCAUCGAUAUCAUUGCAUGUAUAUAGUAUGUAAUAUGUGGCUCACUUCGAUGAUAAAUAUAUCAUACUUUGUACUCUGUAUAAUUUUAUCAUAUGAGUUUUCAUCCUACAGAAACAAGAAUGGAGACCACACUCAAUUACCCAAUUUCAAUUAUUCUAGUAAUAAUUGUAUUAAUUAUUUUGUGGAAAGUUGUAAAUGGAGUUUGGUUAAGGCCAAAAAAAAUGGAAAAGCUGCUAAGAAGGCAAGGUUUUAAGGGUAAUCCCUACAAAUUCAUUGUUGGAGAUGUAAAGGAGAUUAUAACUCAAACAAAACUCGCUUUGGGAAAACCUAUUAGUUUGGAAGAUGAUCACCUGCCUCGAAUUGUAUGUUUUAUUCAUCAUAUUAUUCAAAACUAUGGUGAACAAUGUUUUGCUUGGAUGGGUCCGACUCCUUGGGUGAUCAUCACAAAUGCAGAGAAGAUAAAGGAUGUUUUGAUAAAAUAUGAAGAUUUUCAGAAACCAAAUCAUCCAUUUACCCAAUUACUCAUGGUAGGUUUGUUUGGCCUUGAAGGCGAAACUUGGGUUAAACAUAGAAGAAUAAUCAACCCGGCAUUUCACAUGGACAAAUUGAAGAGUAUGUUCCAUUCAAUACACGAGAGUUGUAGCUUGAUGACAACUUCUUGGGAAGAGAUGAUUUCGAAAGGUGGAUCAACUUCAGCAGAGAUAGAUGUAUGGCCUUACCUUGAGAGUUUGACCGGUGAUAUAAUUUCUAGAGUAGCCUUUGGCAGCAGUUAUGAGAAAGGGAUAAGAAUAUGUGAAUUGCAAACAGAACAAGUCAAUUUAUCGAUUGCUAGUCCACAAGCAUCAAAUUACAUCCCCGGAUGUAGAUUUUUGCCAACGAAGAAGAAUCGUCGAGUAAAAGAAAUUUGCAAAGAGAUAGAAGAAUCAUUGACAGAAAUAAUAGAUUUGAGGAAAAAGGAGAUGGAAGCAGGGGCAAGCACCAAAGAUGACCUUUUGGGCAUACUACUAGAAUCUAGUAUGAAAGAAAUUAAAGAACAUGGAAAUGAAAAGGGAAAAGGUUUAACUACCAAAGAGGUUGUUGAUGAAUGCAAGAUUUUCUACUUAGCUGGCUCAGAAACAACCUCUACUCUUAUUGUUUGGGCACUCAUUCUGAUGAGCAAACAUCAAAUUUGGCAAGACCGAGCUCGGGCUGAGGUUUUGCAACUGUUUGGCAAGGAUGAAAUCCCAACUUUCCAAGGAUUGAGCCAUCUCAAAAUAGUAACUAUGAUUUUAAACGAAACUCUUAGACUUUACACACCAGCUUAUAUGCUCUUACGCAAAGUUUACAAGGACACAAAGUUACAGGACGUGUUGAUUCCAGCAGGAACAGAAAUUCUUUUGCCAUUGUGUAUUAUUCAUCAAGAUAUAAAUCUAUGGGGUAACGACGCUAAAGAGUUUAAUCCAGAAAGAUUUGCUCAAGGUAUUUCUAAAGCAACCAAAGGCCAACCCAUAUAUUUUCCCUUCAGUACCGGUCCUCGAUUUUGCAUCGGCCAAAACUUGUCCUUGUUAGAGGCCAAAUUAACAUUAGCUAUGAUUUUGCAACGUUUCUCUUUCGAUGUCUCACCUACUUAUAUUCAUGCACCUCAUGGUACAUUAACUGUAAGGCCUCAACAUGGAGCCAACUUAAUUUUAACCAAAAUCUAGAUUUGAAAUAAAUCAAUAAUCUUUGAUCAAUACAAUGCAUAUGAGAUAAUGUAUAAGCACUAGCUCGCUCCUACCUUGGAUUGGAUCGGAUUUGAUGGUCAUAAAGGCUACAUUUAAUUUGCCUUA